Molecule: messenger RNA, 1695 nt
Organism: Peronospora farinosa
Lineage: Eukaryota; Oomycota; Peronosporomycetes; Peronosporales; Peronosporaceae
Source: the annotation of a GenBank genome assembly
AUGGCUAUUGAAGACCCUAUCACACACGACAACUUAAAUCAAAAAAAGACGUUUCUGAGAAGUACACAAGACAUGAUUACUGGUCAUUGGACGGUCCCGCCUAAGCACCGGACAGUCGAACAAGAUGCGGCUGAAGAGUGGCUUAUCACGUGCUACCUCGGCAACAACCGGUACUUUUCGCUGCCGUUUCUGCGUUUCACGAGGUGGUAUCUCUUCUUCGCCAGCUUUCUGGUGCAAUUCUGCAUUGGCUCGCUUUACUCGUGGUCUGUAUUCAACAAACCCAUUGAUUUGCAUGUUUACGGUAACGAGAAGGCUGGUCGUGCAGUUGACGCCUUUUACAUAUCGGUCGGUGUUUUCGGUACAACCACAGCAAUUAUGGGUCCGUGGAUCGAACGCCGUGGACCCCGUGCUGGGGUGGUCCUUGGUACUUCAUCCUUCCUCAUUGGCAAUAUAAUCGUAGGUAUUGGCGUGUACUACAAGGCGAUUGCAGCCAUUUACAUUGGUUACGGCAUUUUCUGUGGCUUUGGCAUGGGUCUCUGCUACAUUUCUCCCGUGUCGACGUUGCAGAAAUGGUUUCCGGACUACCGUGGCACUGCUGCCGGCUUUGCAGUGGGUGGGUAUGGAGCCGGAUCGGUCGUGUGGGCCAAGGUCUAUCUUCCGUGCAUUGAUGCGAUUGGUUUGUCGUCAACAUUCAUUCUCAUCGGUUGCGUGAUGGCUUUUGCCAUGUACAUGUCUGCUCUCGUAUUACGCUCACCUCCCUUCGGUUUCGUGGUGAGUGGACUCAAUAUCCAUGGAGAAGAAGUCGACAAAGCUGAUGAAGCCAUGCCCCUUGGCGAUAAAGUCAGUCCUCACGAGUACGAGUCCAUCCCGAUGACGACCAAACAAGGUGUCCAAAAGACUGUGGAUUUUACCCCCGCUACGGAAACGUUGAUUCGCAAUCUCACGCUAAUUGAUGCCAUCAAGACGCCAGACUUCGUGUGCAUGUACAUUAUGUUUUUUGGAAAUCAGCUCUACGGUCUCAUCGUGCUGUCUAAGCUCUCCAGUAUGUGCACCGAUAUAUUUGACAAGUCUGCCAAUCAAGCUUCGGACAUCGUAUCUAUCAACGGUGUAUUCAACUGCUGCGGUCGCUUGGUGUUUCCGCUCCUGUCCGACGUCUUCGUGCGGAAAAUCAAAAUGGAACACGCUUUCGCGCGUAAAUGCUUGUAUUUUUACGCGCUAGCGUCGCAGGCAGUUAUCCUCGGCACAAUCCCGAUUAUUAUGCGCAACAACAACUAUUCUGCAUUUGUGGCUGAAGUGUUCAUCCUGACAGCAAGCUACGGUGGUGGGUUUGGUACAAUUCCGGUUUUUUUAACCGACAUGUUCGGCGCCUUUAAUAUCGGUGCUAUGCAUGGAUUGAUCCUGACGGCGUGGUCGAUCGGUGGUGUUGUGGGAGGUAUCACGUUUAACAACACGUACAGUGACCAGAUCGCGGACGGUUGGGACAUCCGUGAAGCGUAUAUCUACAGUGUUCGCCGUAUAUUGGUCAUUGUGAUCGUUGGCUUCAUGCUUCUCUUUUUAGUACGUACCAAAGGCGCCGAUCGGUUUGCUCCAGGCUACCGCCUUAGCAUCUUUGGAAGACGCGUUAUCAACAUCAAAGGUAAACAGGAGAUAAUGAAGGAGGAGCCGCUCAUGAUGCAGCGUAGUAACCCGACUUAA